Pleurotus ostreatus (oyster mushroom) is the source of this 1410-nucleotide messenger RNA. RefSeq lists its product as uncharacterized. Bases 1 to 1410 code for a protein of 469 amino acids. Gene Ontology annotation, cellular component: membrane. Gene Ontology annotation, biological process: proteolysis. Lineage: Eukaryota; Fungi; Basidiomycota; Agaricomycetes; Agaricales; Pleurotaceae. Gene Ontology annotation, molecular function: serine-type endopeptidase activity. The record is from RefSeq and is a predicted model, not a curated record. The transcript is spliced from 13 exons.
AUGAUCAUUGAUCCUCAAUCCUCAAGCUCACCCCCUCCAUUUUACUCUGAUUCCAAGAAAUCAGGCUAUGGGGACGAUGAGAAGAAUGCACGGGGUAGCGUGGCUGGUCCAGACUACUCAAGCUCAUCACUAGCUCCCACCAAGGACAAGGACGACCAUGCGGCGCAAUCGCUGAGCUUCCAGCACCCUUACGAGGACACGUCGUACUCGAGCGCGCACCCAAGACAGCCGUCGUAUUAUGACCAGCCCGAUUCUUACCUGAAUAAGAGUAAUGAUUCAGACCAGUCACUAGUAAAGAAUGCUGGCCCUGCUGGCCGUACAAGUCGCUACGAGGACCUAGAAGUGGCCGAUCCUCAUGGAGAUCCGUACGACUCGAGUCGGGCUCUACCUGUGGGAGAAAAGCCCGGCGCCAUUGCGAAAUUCUUCAACGGUGGUAGAUACCCUCUGGAGCAGCGAAUAGAGGACAAGAAGCGGGGCAUAGGUCGUCAAAGAUAUCCGUUUGUCGUAUGGGCGCUCACCGCUGCUAUGACCGGUGUGUUCAUCUACGAGCUAGUUCUAAAUAACCGAGAACAAGGGACGCCACUGUCAUUCAAACCGGUUGUAAAUCCUAUGCUGGGUCCUUCCUCAAGUGCACUGGUCAACCUUGGGGCCCGCUUCCCACCGUGUAUGAAGCUCGUUGCUGAGAUUCCUCCAAACACCCAGAUGGCAUGUAUGAACAAUACUGCCAACCCGCCGGACCGCUUCUGUACCGUUGAGACAAUAUGUGGCUUUGGAGGUUUUGGUGGAAAGGAACCGAAUCAAUGGUUUAGAUUCAUAACGCCUAUCUUCCUGCAUGCUGGAAUUAUACAUCUACUGCUCAAUAUGUUGGCCCAGCUCACGCUCUCUGCUCAGAUUGAGAGAGAGAUGGGUUCAGGUGGCUUCUUCCUGACGUACUUCGCCGCUGGUAUCUUUGGUAAUGUCCUUGGUGGUAACUUUGCCUUGGUCGGUAUACCAUCGGUGGGAGCCAGUGGUGCGGUCUUUGGCACUAUUGCGGUGACUUGGGUCGAUCUAUUCGCGCAUUGGAGGUAUCAUUACAGACCCGUUCGUAAGCUCGUCUUCAUGACCAUCGAACUUGCCAUCGGUGUCGCAAUUGGAUACAUUCCAUCGCAUUUGGGCGGCUUCCUCGUCGGCAUACUAGUUGGCACAUUCUUCUACCCAGUUAUCAGCGCGACGCGGCGGCAUAAGCUUAUAAUGUGGAUCUUCCGUUUGGCUGCCCUGCCGAUCGCCAUCGUUCUGUUCGUCGUGCUGACCCGCAACUUCUACACGUCGGAUCCCUAUGCUGCUUGUGCGGGCUGUCGAUUCCUCUCCUGCUUCCCGACCAACGCGAAUAAUCACUGCAAAGGAACUGGCCUCACAACGGUGCCGGCAUAA